Messenger RNA from Pocillopora meandrina, 12207 nucleotides. Lineage: Eukaryota; Metazoa; Cnidaria; Anthozoa; Scleractinia; Pocilloporidae. The record is from the annotation of a GenBank genome assembly.
AUGACAGCCGAACAGGACUUUAGAGAGCAGUCAAACACCUCGGAAAUCGCUCUUCCUGACAAAUUAGCGAAAAUCAAGAAAGCUGAUGACUUCGCGGCGGUCAAGUACAAAUGGAACAGUAACGAGGUAGCUUGACGUUCAUUCUCUUCUUAGUUUCCGUUCAGUUGAGGCCUUCGUUCGAUUCAAUCUCACUAAAAUGUCAUCUCUGGUCUUUAAUCAAUGUCAACGAGACUUGAAAGUUUUUUUUGUACAUCUUUAGAAACAGGGCUUUUAUGGUGUUUCGCUUUCGAUUUACCAUCAGUGUGUUUGAUCUAAAAACUUCAAUAAAACUAUCCCUUAUGUUAUGAAUUGGAUAAUUUCAAAGCUCGAGUGCCCAUACGUGACAUUUGACAGUUAACCCUGUAGAUUCACGUCGAAUAUUUACUCUUCUCCAAUAGUUUAAUUCUUAAGGUAAUAGUCUUACACAGAUGAGAAUGUGUAGAAUAAUAAUGAGCUCUGAAAUUUGGUUCGCUUUUUCCUGCCUACAGAGAUGAUAACAAUUUUCUCCAGAUGUUGAGUUAAGCUGUAUCUUUCCUCAACGAACACGCGUUCAGACGAUAGUUAAACAAACAUUUUCGCGGUUCAUCGGCCCUGAUCUUGGUCUUUUUCAUAAACCAUCUAGUACUACAUUGCUCGGAAAGCUCAUGAAACGUUUAUAUCAAGAUAAAAAUUUGGUGGUGUACACAGUGGUGGUACGUUAGAAAAACUACUUGUUUUUAUCUGGCGACCUACACAAACAUUUUGUUUGAUGAUUGACUGCUUAAAAUCUCAACUUCGGUUUAUUUUGCGUUCUACCUAAGCGAAUUUCAAAUUGUGUUUGUUAGGAAAAUCAGCAGUGUGGUCUCCAACCGUUUCUAGGAAAAAUGUUGCAAGAAUUGCCUGUAGGCCUUUCCUAUUCAAAAAUUUUUGCGAAAUGAAUAUUUUAUUGCUCGUCUCUCACUCAUUUUCUUAUCCAUUAACCCACCCACUUGAGCAAAAUAAUUUGCCAAACCUGAAAAUAACUUUGUGGAAUUGUUAUUUAUUAUUGGUGAGAAUAAAUCUUCUGGCAAGAAAUGGAUUUCCUAUUUUCUUCUAAGGAAUUAAGCUGAUGUGUUCGUGGUUUUAAGUCUCAAAGCUGGACAACAUUCUUUCUGCAUUUUAAUUCAUUAAGUUUUCCUUCCAGACCAUACAUUUAUUAUUCAUGAAAGUCUUAAAUAGAUUUCUAAAUUUUAGUCUUAUCAGCUUAUUUUGUAAGUUCUAUUUGGCAUGUUUUAAAUUUAUGAUUGUUUAAAAAGACGGAUUUUAGAGUUCUUACAUUAGGUAAUGACCAAGCCAAGACAGCAUUUAGAUAAAUGGUAAUACCUUGGCGAGCAUCUUUUUUCAUAUUAUUAUUGUUUUUGGUUUUCUAAUUGGCUUAUUGUCUUGUGGGAGUACUAAAGGUGCCUGAAUUAUCCAUAUUGAACUACACCUUUGUUAUUAUUGGAACUCUGAUCGUGGUAUCAUGUGUAUUAUAUGCAUCAAAUUCUUGAGUUUGUAAUCAACAAAGCAAAACUUCUUCUACAUGGCAACAAUAUUAAGAUUUUUGGGGGUUUAAAAUAUCUGAUUGAAACUUUUGGUGUGCAGAUGGGAAAUGAAAAGUUAUAUUUAGCACUGUUCUGUAGUCUUCUUACAACACGGUAAAUUAAGUUAGAUCUUUGUCAUGCAAAAAUUUCCUUUUCAAUUCUGCAUAUUUAGCAUUUGUUUAUUGCUUAUAAUUGUCUACUUUAGGUCUUGCUAUCAUAUAUAGUUGGCAGAAAUAGCUUUCUAGACAUCUUAAUCUGUAUUCAACAGCGGCUUUGAUUAUUUUAUUUUAUUUUCUUUUCAUUUUAAACUUAUGUUUACCAAUAGACAAUCCUUUUUUUAAGAUCUUCCUAAAUUUGAGUUCUUGUUGGAAACUGUCUGAUACUUAAGCUGUUCUUAACUUGAUUGACAUUAAUAAGUGAAUUUGUUUGAAUAAAUCUAUACAUAAACAAACAAACAUGUAUGUAGCACAUGUUUUAUCGACCUAUAUAUGGUACUGUUCCACACGCUUACUACGAGACGUUUAAUGUGUGUUUCUUUUGAAUAAACCGAGAGUUAUGAGUGGGAGUUUUAAAGAACCAUUAAAUCAAGUGGAUAAACUGUGACUUAAUAAGGAAGCAUGGUACAGCUUUUUUACAUUUUCGACAUUCUAUUCUGGCACCUUGGAUGUGUUUCUGGAAAGUCCCAAUCACUCUACCAACCAGAAGCCUUAAGUUAACCCUUUACACCCUAACAUCAGUAUACAUAUUCUCCAUUCUGUUCGUUAUACAUUUCCUAAUGUGUGAUUCAGGGGUGAUAUGGUAUUAGGUGAUAUGGUAUUAGACGCUAAUCACUCAUAUGAGUAAAAGGGUUAAAAUUUAGUUUUAACUUUACUGUGUUUCUGGUCUUCGCUAAAAAACCAAUCCACUCUGGUUUGUUUCCUGGUAUUUUAUUGUUUGAAAUUCAAACUAUCUGUGCUUGGAUUUUGAAAGUAAACACAACAAAACAAAAACCAGUAUUUUAGGACUGUUGACUAUCAUCAAGGAAAUUACUCAUAUUUUUUGUUUUCUAUUUUAGGAGGUUUUGUCUUUGUUAACAAGCCUUAGCAACCAUGAAACCUGGGUGACAAGAACAGUUCCUGACAGGUAAAGUGAAUCAGUUAGAGUUUAAAAGGAUAGAUAUAUUGUAGCUGAGCAGUUCUGAGAGGCAUAGUCACUGAAGAAGUCUGGCUGAGUCACUCUUCAUUCAGUCUUGUCCUCAGAACCAUAUUUAUUUCUUACAUACUGAAUGAACAACUGUGAAAGUAAAUUGUUCAUCCAAUCAGAGACACGAAUGAUAGUUCUUUGUAGGUGAGGGCAAGAAAUGGCUUCCAAUCUUUGAAAGUGUUGGUCAGUGAGACAAAAUUUCAGUGUGUAUGAAAUAAAAACAUCAUACCAUGGAAACUACUUGAACAAAGUUUAUUCUCUUGAUGCAAUGCUUGGAAAAUUCUCACUCAUUUGCUGUGCUCACUUGUUUAUUUCUGUUAUGCAUCACAACUUGUGAAUGGAAAUUUUUUUCAUUGGCCCUGUCCAUGAAAUAAUCUCUAUUUGCAUGGGUCAACUCCAUAGACUGAGGUCACCUGUUAGAACAUAUCUUUUCUGACCUAAUCAGGAACUGUUUGUUGUUUUGUUGGACUGUUUGGAUGUUUAACCCUUUAACUCCCAGAUCAAAUAUGUAAUUCUCCUUACUGUCAACCAUACAAUUCUUAUAAUGCUAGUUCAGAGAAUUUAGUGGAUCAAAUAAUUAUUCCCAAAUUGAUAUUUUUCUUUAUUCUCAUCUCUUAUCUGGUUGAUAUUGUAUUGAUAUUGUAAGGAGACAUUCUCUCUUGGUCACUCAUGGGAGUUACAGGGUUAUUGAGAUAUCCAUAUUAAUAUUGUAUGGAACUAAACACUGGUUUUUAGACCACUUUGUACAAGCAAUUAAUUUUCAUAUGUACACAUGAUUUAAUUGCACACCAAUGAUUCAUCUGGCAGGCCCUGAAGGAAAACAUUUUUUUCUGCCUAGUGGAUGACUGGUUAAUGUUUGCUUUGAUGUUAUCUGUUCAUCCAAGUGUACAGUUUUCACAGGCUUUGCUUUAGGAAAACUAUGAGCUUCUGGGACUAUCCAUUGUGUUUGAAGAAAACUAUCCACAUGUAUUUUUGCACCUAAGGGAAAUUAUUGAGUAUAAAUGUGUAAUGUAGAGUUUUAAAUUUUACUUGAAUAAUUGAGGGAAAAUAAUAUUUUUUUCCUAACAGGCCUGAAAAUGGAUCCAUGUUUCUCUUUGAUCGAAGCAAGGUAAAGCAGAGCACUUUUUCAUUUGUAGUUAAAUUAAAUAUGCACUUACCCUAAAAUAUACCAUUAUUAAAGAUUAAAAUUUUUUUCUGCACCAAAUUGAACCUUAUCAUUGUGUGGCACUGGCUGUAGCUCAAUCUCUUUGUCACAAGAGACAAUAAAAAUAAAGAAAAUGAACAGAAGAUGGGAAACCUGGAGUUGUCCCUUAAAGCAUAUUCUGAACGGGGAAUCAUUUCACCUAUCUCGAUCUCUUCCAGAUAAAUUAUGCUCUCAAUUCCACUGAAAACUGGGAAAUGGCUACUGUACAAAUUUCUCCUAAAUGCCUUUUGAAUACUAGUAAUUUUUUUCUAUUUUUUAACAGCCCUUAGAGUGAAAUCAAGGGAAAGUAUUGGCCUAAAAAUGGUUGACUAGUUAGCUGUUUUUGCUUUAUUUUUAUUUUUUGGCCACUGGCUCUUACUGAUAGGGUUGUCCAACUUUUUAUUUUCUGUAUUUUUGAUCUUAAUAGACUCAGGUGUAGGUAAAGGUCAGAAUGGUGAAUGAGUUUUACCAAGAUGCUUGUAACAAAGGUUUCAAACAGCACAAAGCUGAAUGUUGUUAUGAUUCCUCUGCCUGAUGUUUUUUUUCUUGGUCACUGAUCUUCUGAUGUAUUGUCUAGGUGAAGAAUUAUCGCAAGGAUGGUUAUACAUGGAAAAAGAGAAGAUCAGGAAAUACAAUAAGGGAGGAUCACACAAAACUAAAGGUCGACGGAAUUGAGGUAACUUUGUCGCCUUAAAUGAAUGGUAUUCAUUGUAGUGAGGUGAACCCCUAAACCCCUAAGAGUGAUUAUUAACUAUUUUCUCCUUUAAGUAUCAACCCUAAAAUUAACAUUGAGCUCAUGAGAAGAAAAGAAAUGAUCAGCAGAGAACAGAAUGGAGAAAAUGUAUACUGAUGUAAGGGUGUAAAUGGUUGAAAGAAUGUACUUAAGUGCUUCUGAACUGAGAGUCGUGAAACCAAAACCAAACAAAUCACAAUGGCCAGUGUGAGUGAGAGAAAAUAUCUCUAAGAGCUAACGAGAACCCAUAAUGCUGGAAAACUUGGGUGACCAACACGCACAAUGGGUUUUCCAGUACUGCUUAGAUAUGCGCUAACCGAAAAAUGUACAUACAGUAAAACACGGCAAAAAUCUCUGGCAAGUUUUGCAUCUGAUUGGCUGAGAGGAUGGCUCAAGUCCUCUGGACCAAUGACACAGCAAAGUAAAGCAGAAAUAAGGAAGUCGUAGAUCACUUUUACUGUUCAGUCAAAAAUUGCUCUAAAACCCCUUUUUGGCAAGAGAUAUGGUAGUUAAGUGGCUAAUUUGCUUUAGAUUGAGGAGUCAUUGGUUAAGUCAUUGAAAGGUCAGUGUGUUAUGUUCUCAAGCUAGACAUGCUACUCAACAGUUUCCCUCUCAAGCAAGAAGUAAAAUCUGUUACAACAAACUUUUAGGGAAGUUUCCUGAAAUAACUGGGGUUUACUUGCUAUAAAUAAUAUCCUCUCUUUGUACCUUGCAAACUGUGGUAAACUUCACUUGUACUGGACCAUUACACAGGAAAAACCUUAACUGCAACCUUUACCUUGUUGUUUAGCAAUAAAAGAUGGAGUAUUUAAGCAAUUUGCAUAUUUUACCUUGCAGUGUUUGAGUGUACUAUACACCCAUUCUGCCUUGGUACCAACAUUUCAUCGUCGCUGCUACUGGAUGCUGCAGGUACUCUUCAGUUGCUACGUAAUUUUUCUAUCUUGAUUUCUAGGAAAUUGCUUUCUAUGUUCAUCCCUUACCAUACUAAGCCAUUCAUUUCAUCCGAUGUGCCAUGCCUUUGGGUUGGAAGGGUUACAUAUAUCUUUACAACCCUGACAAUGAGGCCCUUUAUCAUGUUUCUUAUCCUCUGUUUACUGCCUCAAUCAUAAUUACAGCUGUAAGGUGUCAGGUAAAGAAUACAACCUGGGGGGGUGGGGAGAGGGUGGAAGGGAGGGUAAAGCCUAUCACCACAGCACCCUCAUUGUUUUCACCUUCACCUUCCCCCUCCCCCCUCCCCCAAAAAUAACAUUUAAAGAAACUAAAGUUAACACAGAACCUUAUGGGAGUAUUCUUAUCCAGCAAGCGAUUAUUUUAAACGUUUUUCUUGUCGUAAGAGACCACAAUGUAUUGAUCCUCUCAAGUCAGGAAAAAACAUAUUUUCCUAUAUAUUAAAGUUCACAUGGCAACCAGGUAGACUAUCAGACAUAGUUUGAUGCUACUCUGGUUUACAGAUUUAAUGAAUGUAACCGAAGAAGUUACAAUUCAUAGACCCAACGUUUCAAAACACUUGCCUAACUAACCAUACAAUUGGGUGGGAUAAUUCUAAAAUUAUCACCACUAAUCGGCGUUACCACUAGCGCCUUUGUUUGGAGGCUUGGCAUAUUAACUCCGCCCACGCUCCUCUAAAUCGUGACGAUGGCGGUUUGCUUCCAGACGCCUAUUUACACCUCGUCAGAAAAAAAAAAAAAAAAAAAAGGCCGCUAAUUAGUGAUCAUAUAAAAGGACCUCUUGUUGCAGCGUUUAGAUCACCCCUGAUGAAGGCACUAGGCAGGAGUGUCGAAACGUUGGGUCUAUGAAUUGUAACUUCUUCGGUUACAUUCAUUAAAUCUGUAAACCAGAGUAGCAUCAAACUAUGUCUGACAUAUUUUCCUAGCUAUUAUGUUUGAAAGUAGAUGGAAAUUAGAGAGGGGAUUUAGGUUUUAGAUUCAGGCAAAGGAGUGGUUUAUGUAUCACUGCUAAAAUUCAAUUAAAUUUCAUAUUUGAUUUGUAUUAUUCAGAAUCCAAAAAUAGUACUGGUUCAUUACUUGAAUUUGGUGGAAGAAUGCAACAAACCCAUCACAGUUUCUGUGUACUCAUCGCCUGACAGCCGUGAUGACAUCUCACAACAGCUGGAAGCCAUCUGUAAGUAGUGAGGGUGUUCCUGAACCCUUUGACCCCUGAGAGUGAUAAGCAUCUAAUUUCUCCGUACAAUAUCACCCCAGAAUCACACAUCAAGGUCAUGAGAAUAAAGGAAAUGAUCACCAACUGAAGAAGCUCUUUAUUCUUAGACAAAUUCUCCAUGUCAGCACCUUAGUAAAUGUAUAGAGAACGGUGUGGAGAAUUCACAUCCUGAUGUUAGGAGUGAAGGGUUAGAAGAUGUAAUGUUGGGAAGACGGUUCUGUAUUCCAAAAUUUACAUCCAGUGUAUGUCAUCCUCGCUACAUCUUGAAUUGAUGUAACAAGCAAAAACACUGCGAAAUAAAUGGGGAUUCUGCUGAAUGCCAUGUUUAUAACCUCCAUGAAACUUUUAAAAAGAUUUUAUGACAUGUAUUCAUACACACUUCUAUCUUCUUGGGAAGCAUACUGGUCAAAAAAAAGAGCAUCUCUUCGUCCGCUCCAGUAUUCUAAAGCAACAAGGAUCAUUGUUUUGAGUUCACGGCCAAAACAUGCUUAACAUGACAAUUUCUUUGUUGUCUUCCAGAUUCGGGAGUUUCGUCGGAUGUAAAGCCUGAGGUUACGGUCAGUAAAGGAAAACGGUUUUCAGCGCGACACAUUGAUUAAAAUUUAUGGAAGCGGCGGUGGCCUAAGUUUUAGUGUGCUGGACUUGCGGUCGAGAGGUCCUGAUUCGAGACAUGGCUAGGUUUCUGUAUUGAAUGCUUGUGCAAAGUGUUUUAAUUUACAGUUGCUCCCCUCCUAGGAACUGUACCAAUAGGCAACAGGUAUUAGAGAACUGUCUGGGAAAUUUUUCAAAAUACUGAGGGUUGGAGUGCCAUGAAUUAAAAUCCCGUCCAGGAGGGGAGUGGGGUAGCAAUACUCUUACUGAACAGCUGUAGUUAAGCUCAUGCUGGGGGAUUGGCCACUUGGCUUGGAUGAAAGCGCAACAUUUUUUUUUUCUACUGGUGAAACUCUCCUAAAACUUGAAUCAGUUAUAAUUAAAAAUCUUCUAAAAUUCUUUUGGAUUUUAGGUAACAGAGGAAAGUCCCCCCGGAUCACCGUCAUCUUCAGAAGAAGGCGAGAACUCGUCUUCCAAAGGCAAACGGCAGCGGAAACGGAACAAGGCGAUUUACAAAAUCUCCUUUUCUCCAAACAAGAGUUUUCAAGCCAAAGCUCGGGCUGAAAAACUGAACAUAAAAGUAAUCAAAGUGACUAAGAAUAACCAAGGUCGUUUGACCGUGACAGGACACAGAGAGGGUUCGCCAUCUUUGGAAGAGAAUACGUUCCAUGAAGGGAAUGAUUCGGGCACAGUUGAUGACGUCACGUGCCAGGCAGCCGUCACCCCAAGUAAUGGUCACGUGUUCGUCACCAGUCCUUCAAGCUUUUCGCAACACCAGCCUUUAAGAGACAUUUCUAUACUUUCGGUAGUGCCCAUGGUAACGCAUCCUUCGAUGUCCACAUUAUCGUACCAGGUACAAAACUCUCUUGGAGACAAAGGAUGUGGGGCAACGAAUGUUCCGACCACAUCGACUUGCCAAUUUCUUCCAGAAAAUCACAUGUCGAAUGCGAUCCCUAUCAGUCCGCUCUCAGGAGAGACGAAUCACAGCGCUGGCAUCCAGUGGAAUUCGAUCGUUUUGAAUCCUCGCGUUGCAGAGUUAGGUUCAAGUCCCUCUAGCGACUAUGGCAGCUAUAUGUCUGAUGCUGGCGCCCGGCUCAGUUUCUCUGGGUCAGAUUCUAUGAGUGCUGGUCUUCCAGGGCAAAAUAUUCAAGAUUCCGGGCAUGCGCUGUUCGACGGCCCUUUUCGUGUUCCACUCCCUGUGGAACGAGAGUCCCGACAGCAUUUGACUGAUUCAGCAAAAAGUGACGAAGGGGCACCCCCACAGAGCCAGGAACCGUUUCCGGGGGGGCCACAAUCUGGUGGAAAUGAUGUAUCCGUGGACAUGACAAAUUUGUCGCCUUUGGAAUCACUUGCGUUCGAUGACAUGUUUGACUGUGAUCUUAGCAAUGUGAUUCCAGAUUGUUUUCCGGACUGCAUGAGCGCGUCGUCACCCAAGCAAAGUAGUGAUGGUCUGACAGCUUCCAUUGGGAGCCCGAAGUCGAAUUAUGCCUCUAGUACUUGUACUACAUCGCAGCUCUCUUCCAGUCCAUACUCUUCCGCUAGCCAAGAACAAACCUCUUGUUUCUCUCAAAUGACAACUUCCGGUCCGUCAUCUACUACGUCUUAUGUAUUUGUGAAGCCUGUUAGCCCAGUGCGAUCCACGGUGGUGACGUCGUGUUUCGUCAACGUCAAUGAGAACACGCUUGAAUCAUCAUCCGGGGCAGUUGUAAGUGAAGCAAGCACUCAGAACUCUCACAAUGGCAUUCAAGUUUGUAGUGAAGUAAACAUGGCAGAUGAUUCCAUUAAUCGUACUGUUGCUCAACCAACGGCAAAUGAGGUUUGCCUGAUUCCUUCUCCUGUUCAUGGUUUUGCUCAGCAAACUAGCACUCCGGCCACAAGUGACUUAAAUAAUAAUUCCUCGCGCGCACUCCCCGCGGGUAACACAGCUGACAAUUUCUCCACGCCUGUAGGGAAUCGGGUCGUUCCAGUCUCGGCGCGAAUUACCGAUUUCUCCCCCGAAUGGUCUUACCCCGAGGGUGGGGCUAAAGUACUUAUCACUGGCGAGUGGAGAAUGGAGCAAGGUUCGUACACUUGCUUGUUUGAUGGUUGUAGCGUGCCCGCGAUUUUAUACCAGUCUGGUGUUUUGCGGUGCUUCUGUCCUCCUCACGACCCAGGCCUGGUCACCUUGCAAGUCGCUUGCAAUGGUUUUAUUGUUAGCAACGCUUGCGUGUUUGAGUAUCGUGCACGUGACUCACCCGUGGUGGGAGCUAGCUGUCACGAGUGGCUCGCCACUGAUAAUGACCGGUUUAAGCUGGCGAUACUCGACCGCCUUGAGAGAUUAGAAUCCAGAUUCCACUCGAACCAGACGAGCAAUUCCGCAAACGACACACAACACGGAAAACAAUGCGCGACUUUUGAAGAUCGACUCAUCGUCGCUUGUGAAUUUUUCCACCGAACCAUAAGCUCUGCUAUAAACGCCCCAACAAAGGGGGAUAAGCCAUUCAGAGGAAUGACUCUUCUACACUUAUCCGCUGCGCUGGGUUUUAACCGGCUGAUAUGCACACUGUUGAAAUUAUGGCGUGAGAGUGAAAGCCAGCUUGUCAGAGAGGAAAUGAACCCACUCAGGAAGGACGAAUUUGCUUGCACUUCGCUGACUUGGGCAUGCGCUCUUGGUCAGACAGACACUGCUCACCUGCUGUUAGAGGCCGAACCGAAGGCUUUAUUAGAGCCCGAUGCGCGAGGUCGUAUGCCUUUGCAGCUAGCUAGGGACAGAGGCUUCUUAGACGUGGUUGAUCUGAUUGAAGACUAUGUGAUGUCUUCUCCAUUCAGGUGGGUUUACUGGCUGUAAUAUUUUUUUUCCUUCUGUUUAGAUGAGCUCAGUUUGCUGGUCUUUCCUGCUUUUCAAAAUGGUUCGCUUUUUUAUUUCUUUCUUUCUUUCUUUCUUUGGGCUAAUCUUGUAUUUUUUAUCCCUUUCCGUUACAGUCGUUCAGUUCUCGGAAUGGACCGUGAUUCUGACGGGACCCCAUCGCCAAUGGCCUCAUCGUGUGACUCUCUACUGACUCCUGUCCCGGCCCCUAAUUCUUGCUCGUUGUUACCAGUUCCUGUGGAUGCUGACAUGGUUGACCGAGCAAACUCGCCAAUGGUUGUUGAUGAAAACAAAUUGGAGCCUCAAUUAAGUAGAAAACCAGCUAAGACUCUGGCAAAAACAUUGGUGCAUAUACGUUCGAUGAUAAACGAGGCAGAACAGGAGGCAGAGCUAAAUCACCGGAUAUCCGCUCAUUUAUCUCCGUUACACGAAAACUCAGAACUCAUUACAUCCGGGACUUGGGGACCGGCAGCCAGGCUGCGCACCUUCAGCUCGGCCUCUUCCCAAUCUUCCCCUUUGACGCCAUGCUCUUCCAAGUCUUCCCUCUCCCCAGGUUCUCCCGUCUUUCUUAACUCGCCCCAUUCCUCUCCUUCUGGACCAGACACGACUGAAUUUCAGGAGUUCAUUUCAAGUUCUCGUAAGCUGUUGGAAAGAGAUUUUUCGGAUCUCACGUUAACAGGUAGGAAAUCUGUGGGAUUUCGUCGCGUCAAAGAAAAAGAAAAGUCGUCAGCAAAUCACACCCUCACUUGAAUAAAUUUUAGAAAAUUGUGGCGCUUGAAAUUCAAUUGUUCGUUCAUGCCCUAUGAUGGUUGAGUCUCCUAUUGGUUUAAUAAAGUUAAUUUCGAGUUCUGUUGAUGAAAGUAAUUUCGCAACGUGAAUUUCAAUUGUCCUUUCAGAUCGCGAGCAGUGGGAACUCUACGAAGCAGCCAAGAUCAUCCAGAAUGCCUACAGAAAUUACAAGGUUGGGUUAGUUCUCUUAACUUUCCACAUUAACCUUACAGCUCUGAUUUUUACGUCGAUUUUUUGUAGACAAGGCGCCACCAACAGGAGCAGGAAAUAGAAGCUGCCAUACUGAUUCAGCACCAUUAUCGUAGAUAUAAAGAGGUAAGCUACCCAACUUUUGUCAAAAAUUCGCCAACCGCUGACUCUCGGCCUAAGUGCGCACGGCUUCUUCGUAUUAAGCGCUUGACUGUGCUCUUGCUUUGUCAAUUGUGACGAAGGGGGAGUAGUUGAAGGCUGAUUACAUAACUGGUUUCAAGGGCGGGAAAAAAAUGAAACUUACUGACCUGAUCUAGCCGGCAGCACCCACUGACCAAUCAAGCGCGGGAAAACCUGAAACCCGCUGUUAGCCCAAGAAAAGCAAAGCAAAACAAUUAUCUGCUGAGAAGCGUGGGAAAAAAUAAUUUUAGCAGCCAAGUCAUGGCGAUUUCUGGAGAGCAAGAAAAAUUCUGAAAACCAAUUUACCUAGGAUUGGAUUGUGGUUCCUCUGGUGCUUUACCAGUGCGUAAGCGUAGCAAGAGAACUAUUUUGAUCGACUGGGAAAUCAACUUGCGUCGGACGAUCUGACCCUUUUCGAUCCAUCUAAUUUUGCUGGGUAAGACGUUGAGCCUCCCACAGAAACCACAACACAAUAAUGAAAUACGCUGAUAUUGUGAACUUAGUUCACAGUUGACAACUAAGCGCACUCUUUUAUCCUUUUGCAAAAUAGUUUAUCGCGUUCAAAAAAAUGACCCGCGCAGCUCGGAUAAUUCAGAGCCAGUACCGUACAUACCGUGAACACGAAAGGUUCAAGAAGAGUCGACGGGCAGCCGCCAUUAUACAGAAUACUUUCAGAAGUUAUCGGGAAAGAAGACGUUCGUCACAGAGGCGACGAGAAGAGAGAAUAAACAAACGACAAGAGGCUCGCUACAUGCAAAAAGCAUCCAACAGGUAA